Messenger RNA from Penicillium robsamsonii, 2790 nucleotides. RefSeq names its product dynamin family protein. The record is from RefSeq and is a predicted model, not a curated record. Gene Ontology annotation, cellular component: cytoplasm; microtubule; membrane. The transcript is spliced from 4 exons. Gene Ontology annotation, molecular function: GTPase activity; microtubule binding; GTP binding. Bases 1 to 2790 code for a protein of 929 amino acids. NCBI's taxonomy places the organism in Eukaryota, Fungi, Ascomycota, Eurotiomycetes, Eurotiales, Aspergillaceae.
AUGUCUAAUCCAGCCGAGCCUGGCGGGACACUGCCUCAGCUACACCAGGUCCAGCUCCUUGAUACGAUCGAUAGACUCCGUACCCUCGGUGUCGGCGAGCUCGUUAGUUUGCCACAGAUGAUUGUCUGUGGUUCCAAGUCCAACGGCAAACGCUCCAUUAUUGAGGCAAUUUCUCGCGUGGGAUUUCCAGUGAAGAAUGAUCUUUACACUGGGUUUGUUACAGAGAUAAUACUACGCCGCCGUCCAACAACCUGCUUUAAAGUGAGCAUCGAACCUGGCCCGUCCAAGAAAAGCGACAAAGAUCUCCAGAGAAUCAAGGCUUUCGAGUCCACUGCUCAUCCCAAUACUGAGCAGUCAGCAUCACUGAUUGGGAAAGCUAUGGAAUUUCUUGGACCUUCAAUUGAGAAUGGAUUCACUGACGAUAUCAUCAAAGUCGAGGUUUCUGGACCCGAGCACCCAGACCUGACCCUUAUCGAUAUGCCUGGGCGCUAUUUUACAGAAGGCACGGGUGACAGAAGUCGUGCAAAGGAUCCUACCCUUCUUCACAUGGAAAAAUACAUGCUGAAUGCGCGCAGUAUCAUUCUCCCGGUGGUAUCGGCAAAAAUCGACAUUUGUGUCCAGAAGAUCCUCGAUUUUGCAGACAAAUAUGACAGAGAACGAAAGCGGAUUAUGGGGAUUGUUACUCACCUCGAUACACUCGAAGCAUCAUCAGACGAGGAAAUGUUAUGGCAGAAGGCUAUCAAAGACACAACCUCCGAAUUGCCGAUGGGGUUACAUUUAGUGUGCACCCGAUCGUACGAGACACGCGAUGUGCCAGACGACGAAAGAGAUGAGAGGGAGAAAGAAUUCUUCGAGCGAGGAGAUUGGAAAACCGUGGGAAGACAAUCCACAGGGACUAGCAACCUGCGACGUCGACUCAGCACUCUCCUUGUGAAUCAUGUCCAGAGCAACCUUCCUGGCCUGAUUUCUGAAUUCGACAAAAUCAUUAUGAAAAACCAAUCGAGACUAGCUAAGCUCAGUGUUCCUCGACAGACUAUCGAUCAACAGAAAGCAUUACUUUUCAAUCUGAGCAGUGCUUUCCAGCGCAUAACCGAACAAGCACUGAGUGGCAUGUACACUGACAACUUCUUUGCUACAUCGGUGGAUGGGGAUGGAGCUAAAUCCAAGUCUCACGACCCUCGACGUCUUCGUGCUGUCAUUCGUGACUUGAACGAGGAUUUUGCAGAUAUUAUGGAAAUUGCCGGGUGUCGUCAAUUCAUUCAUGGAGUCAACAACCAGAUAAUGUCGUUACUACACCCUUGCAACCCUUAUUCAAAUAUCAGACAGCCGGUUCACAGAAGCCGGUCAGAGUUCGAACUUGAGGUCAGUGAGCAAAUGCGCCGCGAUCGAGGAAUUGAACUUCCAGGGAGUGGAAAUCAGCUACUAGCGGGUAGCCUAUUCCGGGACCAGUCGCGACCCUGGGAGGAGAUUGCUCGAGUCCAUCUGAUGAAAUCAUGGGAGUACGCCCUGGACUUUGUGACCCUUCUGUUGAACCAUCUUGCGGAUGAACGCACGUCUGUGGUGAUAAUGCGGACCAUCAUUUGCCCCCAGUUUGACAAAAUGGAAGAAGACCUACUGAUAAAGCUACUUGAGCUGACUACUUAUUACAAGCGAGGCCACCCAAUGCCUAUGAGUCGAAGCUUUCUUCGAGGUCACCCAUUGCCUCUUGAUCGAAGCUUUGUUGCCAGGAUACAGAAAUCCAGGAAUGAUCGACUGCUGGACAACCUCCAACAGAUGUUUCCUUCGAUUCCGAACAAUAAUUUCAAUAUUGAAGCGCUCAAGGUGGCUACUCAGCAUGUGGAUUCAUCAAGUAAUCAGUCUACAGCCUCGGACAUUGUUGACCAGAUGCAGGCAUACUACAACAACGCGCUUCUAAUCUUCAUGGACAACGUUGCAACUCUCGGGAUCGAAAAUUGCCUUCUCAGCCCUCUGGGUGAUGUCUUGACAACCCAAACAAUCACCAACAUGGAGAACAAGCAAAUCGAGGAACUAUUCGCUGAUGUGCACGAUGGUGUAAAGAAAUCGCAUGAAGGCCUGGCUCACGAACUAGAAAAUUUGCUGGCUGGAGUGCGAGCAUUGACGAAAUUCAUCGUUGCGAAGAAAGCCACACCAUUUACUGGAACAAUCAAGGAUUCUGGAACAGUCUCGGCUCAUGGAUGCCCAUCCCCUCAAUUGUUCCUCAUGCCUCAAGGUAUUUUAUGCAGUGGUGCAUCUUCCAACCCUUUCGGAGUAUUAUGCAUGGAUUCUACACUUCGAGGCCCGAACGACACGCCCAGGUACCAACUUUCGUGGCCCUACAACUCGGCAUCCGACAAGCAGGGCUCAAUCUCACUUUGCCCCAGUGGUCCAUUUGGCUUGAACUUCAGUACGGUCAAUCCAGGGGUGACGGGUUCGCCAUCUGUAUCUUUCCCAACUGCGAACCCUGAGCCAAGCCCUCGUGAUUCCAAUGCACCUGCGUCCUUUAAGGCUGUACUUCCCAUUCGAUCGACACUCCAACCUGGCACUUUCUGGUCUUCACUGGUUUCCCCUACACCAGAUACCCGUUGUUAUGAUCGGAAUUGGUAUUGGGAGGAGAAGGAUGUCCAUCAUGGUAGCAUCAUGACCAAUCGAUACUAUUCGAUAUGUUACCACGAUAAGUUCAAAUCUUAUUCACCAGAGGAGUUGCGACUGGCUGGCUACCAGCUCAGCAUGACGUUUAACGGCGUCUUACCGGCCGCCAAAGGAACGAAGAGACCACCAGCUUUCCCUUGA